CCAGCCAAGAUGUAUGCCGUCUACAAGCAGGCUCACCCUCCCACCGGGCUGGAGUUUUCCAUGUACUGCAAUUUUUUCUCCAAUUCUGAGCGCAACUUGGUGGUGGCUGGAACCUCUCAGCUCUACGUUUACAGGCUCAACCAAGACUCUGAGACCUCGACAAAAAAUGACAGGAACACAGAGGGCAAAGGCCACAAGGAGAAACUGGAGCUGGUCGCUGCCUUCUCCUUCUUUGGCAAUGUCAUGUCCAUGGCCAGCGUACAGCUGGCGGGAGCCAAGAGAGACGCCCUCCUGCUCAGCUUCAAGGAUGCUAAGCUCUCAGUGGUGGAGUAUGAUUCGGGCACCCAUGACCUCAAAACUCUAUCCCUUCAUUAUUUUGAAGAACCGGAGUUGAGGGAUGGCUUUGUGCAGAACGUCCACAUCCCCAAGGUGCGGGUGGACCCCGAUGGGCGCUGCGCGGUGAUGCUGAUCUACGGCACGCGGCUGGUGGUGCUGCCCUUCCGCAGAGACACGCUGACGGACGAGCAUGAAGGGGUCAUGGGUGAAGGGCAGAAGUCCAGUUUCUUGCCCAGUUACAUCAUCGACGUUCGGGAGCUGGACGAGAAGCUGCUCAACAUCAUCGACAUGCAGUUCCUGUAUGGCUACUACGAGCCCACCCUGCUCAUCCUCUUUGAGCCCAACCAGACCUGGCCAGGGCGGGUGGCAGUGCGCCAGGACACGUGCAGCAUCGUGGCCAUCUCCCUGAACAUCAUGCAGAAGGUCCACCCGGUCAUCUGGUCCCUCAGCAACCUGCCUUUCGACUGCACGCAAGCCCUGGCCGUGCCCAAGCCCAUCGGUGGUGUUGUGAUUUUUGCGGUGAAUUCGCUGCUGUACUUGAACCAGAGCGUGCCCCCUUACGGCGUCUCUCUCAACAGCCUCACAAAUGGAACCACAGCCUUCCCACUAAGGGUCCAGGAGGCAGUGAAGAUCACGCUGGACUGUGCCCAGGCGACCUUCAUCUCCUAUGACAAGAUGGUGAUCUCGCUAAAAGGCGGGGAGAUCUACGUGCUGACCCUCAUCACCGACGGCAUGCGGAGUGUCCGAUCCUUCCAUUUUGACAAGGCCGCAGCCAGUGUCCUCACUUCUUGCAUGGUCACCAUGGAGCCUGGCUACCUCUUCCUGGGCUCCCGCCUCGGCAAUUCCCUCCUCCUAAAAUACACGGAAAAGCUGCAGGAGGCCCCCAUGAGUCUCACCAAGGAUGCCACAGAGAAGUUGGAGGAGCCUCCAGUCAAGAAGAAACGGCUGGAGCAGUCAGUGAACUGGGCUGGGGGGAAGUCAGCCCCGCAGGACGAGGUGGAUGAGAUCGAGGUGUACGGCAGCGAAGCCCAGUCUGGGACUCAACUUGCCACCUACUCGUUUGAGGUGUGUGACAGCAUCCUGAACAUUGGUCCUUGUGCCAACGCUGCCAUGGGGGAGCCCGCUUUCCUCUCUGAGGAGUUCCAGAAUAGCCUAGAGCCUGACCUGGAAAUUGUGGUGUGCUCUGGCUACGGCAAGAACGGCGCCCUUUCAGUUCUGCAGAAAAGCAUCCGCCCGCAGGUGGUGACAACAUUCGAGCUCCCAGGCUGCUAUGACAUGUGGACAGUGAUCUCGCCCCAGAAGAAAGAAGAGGCGGCUCAGGAGGAAGAGGCUAAAGAGGAAAAUGCAGAGAAAGAGCCUGCCCUGCCGGAGCCAGAAGAUGACGGGAAGCGGCACGGCUUCCUUAUUCUCAGCCGCGAAGACUCCACCAUGAUCUUACAGACUGGCCAGGAAAUCAUGGAGUUGGACACGAGCGGUUUUGCCACGCAGGGGCCCACGGUGUACGCUGGCAACAUCGGCGAGAACCGUUACAUUGUCCAGGUGUCUCCUCUGGGCAUCCGCCUGCUGGAAGGAGUGAACCAGCUUCACUUCAUCCCUGUGGAUCUCGGCUCGCCCAUCGUGCACUGCGCCGUGGCUGACCCCUACGUGGUGAUCAUGAGCUCCGAGGGGCAGAUCACGAUGUUCGUGCUGAAGAGCGACACCUACGGGGGCCGGACGCACCGCCUCACCUUGCAGAAGCCGCAGCUGCACCACCUAUCGAAGGUGAUCGCGCUCUGUGUGUAUCGGGAUGUCAGUGGGAUGUUCAGCACGGAGAGCCAGUCGUCCAGCUCACGGGACGAGCUUUCCUUGAGGAACCAGUCGGAAACCGAGACGCCUAUCCAAGACAUCAGCAAUACGGUGGAUGAUGAGGAAGAGAUGCUCUACGGGGACUCAAGCUCGCUGUUCAGCCCUAGCAAGGAGGAGCCGCGCCGCUGCAGCCUGCCCUCAGCUGAUAGGGACCCCCACCAGUACAAGGCGGAGCCCACCCACUGGUGCGUGGUGGUGCGGGAAAAUGGCGCCAUGGAGAUCUAUCAGCUGCCUGACUGGCGCCUGGUCUUCCUGGUGAAGAACUUCCCCAUGGGGCAACGGGUGCUGGUGGACAGCUCCUUUGGGCAGCACGCCACCCAGGGCGAGGCCAAGAAGGAAGAGGUGAUGCGGCAGACCGAGAUGCCACUGGUGAAGGAGGUGCUGUUGGUCGCCCUGGGGAACCGGCAGAGCCGCCCAUACCUGCUGGUCCACGUAGAUCAGGAGCUGCUCAUCUACGAAGCCUUUAACCACGACUCCCAGAUGGGCCAGAGCAACCUGAAAGUGCGCUUCAAGAAGGUCCCCCACAACAUUAACUUCCGAGAGAAGAAGCCACGGCUGUCCAAGAAGAAGCCCGAGAGCAUCGGCGGGGAGGAGUCGGGGGCUGCCCGGGGCCGGGUGGCCCGCUUCCGCUACUUUGAAGACAUCUACGGCUACUCCGGGGUGUUCAUCUGUGGCCCCUCUCCUCACUGGCUGCUGGUGACUUCUCGGGGGGCUCUGCGCCUCCACCCCAUGACCAUUGAUGGCCCCAUUGAGUCCUUCGCCCCCUUUCACAACAUCAACUGCCCCAAGGGCUUUCUGUACUUCAACCGGCAGGGGGAAUUGCGCAUCAGUGUCCUGCCUGCCUACCUUUCGUACGAUGCUCCGUGGCCCGUCCGGAAGAUUCCAUUGCGGUGCACCGUGCACUACGUCGCGUAUCACGUCGAGUCCAAGGUCUACGCUUUGGCCACCAGCAUUAACAACUCUUGUAGUCGGAUCCCUCGGAUGACAGGAGAGGAGAAGGAAUUCGAGACCAUUGAGCGAGACGAUCGCUACAUCCACCCUCUGCAGGAGGCCUUUUCCAUUCAGCUGAUCUCGCCAGUAAGCUGGGAGACCAUCCCAAAUACCAGGAUUGAUCUGGAAGAGUGGGAGCACGUGACGUGCAUGAAGACGGUCUCCCUGAAGAGCGAGGAGACGGUGUCGGGGCUGAAGGGCUACAUUGCUGUUGGCACCUGCCUCAUGCAAGGAGAGGAAGUCACUUGCCGGGGGCGGAUCUUGAUCAUGGACAUCAUCGAAGUGGUUCCGGAGCCCGGGCAGCCCCUUACCAAGAACAAGUUCAAGGUCUUGUAUGAGAAGGAGCAGAAGGGCCCCGUCACUGCCCUCUGCCACUGCAACGGAUACCUGGUGUCGGCCAUUGGCCAGAAGAUCUUCCUGUGGAGCCUGAAGGACAACGACCUGACGGGCAUGGCCUUCAUCGACACGCAGCUCUACAUCCACCAGAUGAUCAGUGUCAAGAACUUCAUCCUGGCCGCUGACGUGAUGAAGAGCAUCUCUCUGCUUCGCUACCAGGAGGAGAGCAAGACUCUGUCGCUCGUCAGCCGGGAUGCCAAGCCCCUGGAGGUUUACAGCGUGGACUUCAUGGUGGACAAUGCCCAGCUGGGAUUCCUGGUGUCUGACAGGGACAGGAACCUCCUGGUCUACAUGUACCUGCCAGAAGCCAAAGAGAGUUUUGGUGGGAUGCGGCUCCUCCGCAGAGCCGACUUCCACGUUGGCGCCCACGUCAACGCCUUCUGGCGGACGCCGUGCCGCGGGGCCAUGGAGGGCCCCACCAAGAAGUCCAUUGCGUGGGAGAACAAGCACAUCACCUGGUUUGCCACACUCGAUGGGGGGAUCGGGCUGCUGCUCCCCAUGCAAGAGAAGACCUACCGGCGCCUCCUGAUGCUGCAGAACGCCCUGACUACCAUGCUGCCCCACCACGCCGGACUCAACCCUCGGGCCUUCAGGAUGCUGCACAUGGACCGGCGCAUCUUGCAGAACGGCGUGCGGAACGUCCUGGACGGGGAGCUGCUCAACCGCUACCUCUACCUCAGUACCAUGGAGCGCAGCGAGCUGGGCAAGAAGAUUGGUACCACGCCCGACAUCGCUGAACAGUCCCAGUUCCCGCAGCCUUUCUUCCUACGGCUUAGUUUAGACGAUGAAGAGCACAGCUCUACAUUCGCCUCUAAAAGGCAAACGAUGGUCCCGCUGGCCCCGAUGCUGUGGCCGAGGGGUGCGUCUGUGUAA
Messenger RNA from Euleptes europaea (tarantolino), 4440 nucleotides. It is a transcript of the gene CPSF1, whose product is annotated as cleavage and polyadenylation specific factor 1. Gene Ontology annotation, cellular component: nucleus; mRNA cleavage and polyadenylation specificity factor complex. NCBI's taxonomy places the organism in Eukaryota, Metazoa, Chordata, Lepidosauria, Squamata, Sphaerodactylidae. Bases 10 to 4440 code for a protein of 1476 amino acids. Gene Ontology annotation, molecular function: protein binding; nucleic acid binding. The transcript is spliced from 37 exons. The record is from RefSeq and is a predicted model, not a curated record.